Messenger RNA from Pollicipes pollicipes, 1295 nucleotides. RefSeq names its product CD109 antigen. Gene Ontology annotation, molecular function: endopeptidase inhibitor activity. Bases 198 to 1295 code for a protein of 365 amino acids. NCBI's taxonomy places the organism in Eukaryota, Metazoa, Arthropoda, Thecostraca, Pollicipedomorpha, Pollicipedidae. The record is from RefSeq and is a predicted model, not a curated record. The transcript has 8 exons.
GUACAGGUGUGGAGGCAGUGGCGUGAGCUGGGCGAAACCCGGCAAAGAAGAGGCUGCAGUGCCGUUGUUCCAAGGGGAGGUAAAGCACUGUCAUCUGUGUUAGUCCGGAUUCUCCCCGCUCACCAGGAUCUCCAUCCUAGUGCGGCACAAAGGCUGCCGGCAUUGUGAGCAGCUGAUUGCGGCCGAGACGGUCCGCCAUGGCUCGCGGCCCGCUGAGGUGCGCCGCAGUCCUGCUGUUGCUGCUGCAGCUGACCUCCCCGGCCGCCGGCAGAGCGACGUACACGAUCGUGGCGCCGAAGGUGCUGCGACCGAACCUGCCGUACAAUGUGGCCAUCACCAUCCUGGAAACCAACAAGCCGACCAAGGUCACCGUUCAGGUCGGCGGACGGCCUGACGCGGGCGGCAACGAGCUCAAGAGCAAAGACAUCGUCGUCCAGCCGGGCUUCACGUCCAUCCUGCAGUUCAAUAUUGGCGACCUGGGACCGGGCCAGUACAACAUAACGGCGGCCGGCCAGGGCGGCCUCAGCUUUCAGAACACGACGGCGCUCGAUUACGUCCACAAGUCGUACUCGGUGUUUAUCCAGACGGACAAGGCCGUCUACAAGCCGGGUGACUUGGUCAACUUCCGGGCGGUGGUGCUCAACCCCAGCCUGCGGCCACACACCGCCGGCAGCGUCAGCGCCUGGGUCACGGACGGAAAGGGGAACCGCAUCCAGCAGUGGGACCGCCAGUUCACCACCAACGGCGUGUUCACGAACUCGCUUCAGCUCUCCGACCAGCCGGUGCUCGGUGACUGGAACAUCACGAUCGACGUGCUGGGACAGACGACGAGCAAGCUGUUCGAGGUGGCGGAGUACGUGCUGCCGCGCUUCGAGGUGACGGUGGAGCUGCCUCCGUACGCCACAUUCGCCGACACCACAGUCACUGCCACCGUACACGCCAAGUACACUUACGGGAAGCCGGUCAGAGGGGAGGUCAUGGUGCGGGCGCACCCGGAGAUCAAGUCCUCCUACAUCCAGCCCAUCUUCCAGGACCCGGUCCGCAAGUCAUCCAGCAUCGACGGCAAGGCUGAUGUCUCCUUUGACCUCAAGGACGAGCUGGGACUGACGGAGGACUACGAGCGCGAGCUGGUGUUCGACGUGAUCGUGACGGAGGAGCUGACGGGCCGCGCACAGAACGCGUCCGCCUCCACCACCCUGCACCGGCACAAGUACACGCUGCAGCUGGUCAAGACGGCAGAAAACUUCAAGCCCGGCCUGAAGUACACCGCCUUCGUGAGUGACCCGAGACCAUAG